UUUCACACAAUCGUUCAGUACAAUUCCUAGACGUCAUGCACUCUGAAUUCGAUCUGCGAGUGCGCCAAGUGGCAAUACACCCCGACCCCCACGAGGCUAAACGGCUGAUUGAGUCGUCCAGCAAAAUCCAUAUGCGGCCAUUCCAGAUCAUCAUAGGAGUACUAACCGGGCUUGCAUUUUGUUGCUUCAUUUUGAGGAUUUUUGUACGACUCAAAUACCAAAAGCAACUCCGCUUGGACGAUGCAUUUAUUGUCCUCGCAGCCAUCUGUCUAUGCGUAGCGACCGGGAAUCUAUACCACAUCUGCCAGUACCUCUACCUGCACUCGGCAGCCGUGCAUGUUCCAGAACUCCUCCCUCUGCUCCUCUCGGAAUUCGAUAAACUCCGCGGCACACAUAAAAAAGUUUAUCCGUUUCUCGCAAUGAUAUGGACAACCACAUUUGCCGUCAGAGGUUGCUUCCUAGCAUUCAUGCGUCCCCUCGUCUGGCACAUCUCGCGAGCAAUGAAUUGGUAUUAUUGGUUUGUCGUAGUAUUCAGCAUCUUGUCUUGGGCAUUCGUUGUCGCCAAUCCAUUCAACAUAUGCCCGUACUAUGGAGUAGAAUCAGUCAAAUGCUUCACUUCCACUGUCGCUGAGGAAAAGACGUUGGGACUUACAUCUCUUGUCACGGUUUUAGAUGUACUGUCUGAUAUUAUGAUCGUUAGCCUUCCGAUUAUUGUUCUAUGGGGAUCUCAUCUAAGCCGGUCUACCAAGUUCGGCUUGGCCGUCUUCCUUUGUUUAUCCAUUUUCAUGGCAAUCUGCGCCUUGAUCAGAAUAAUCGGCUUCCAUUAUAAAGGAAUUGAAGACGACGUUUGGCCGUUCUUCUGGCAGCAGACCGAAGGAUCAAUUGCUGUCAUGAUGGCGUCAAUAACGGCGUUCCGAACCCUCUUUGUCAAACCAGACACAGACGGCGACGAUAUUAAGACACCCCGCAGUCCAAUCGAGAGCUUCUAUAACCGGAUGUUGAGGCGGUUCCGAUCUUUAGCUCAAGCAAAACCCAGCGAAAAACCAAGUUCAAAUUUGACGGCCCAACCAAAAUCUUUCAUUAAACUACCAAGAAUGCCAGCGCCUACAUUUUCAAGUGUAAGAUCGUUCAUCCGCAGAAACAAUCGAACCAACGUGAGCAAUACUGGAUCUGGUACGCUGAACUCGGCUACCGACGUGUUGGUUGAGGACUAUCAUGCGGUAUUGAAAGGGCAGAGAGGUUCUUCCAGAGAUGAAACCUCCUCACAUACAUGA
This is a messenger RNA of Periconia digitata, 1274 nucleotides long. NCBI's taxonomy places the organism in Eukaryota, Fungi, Ascomycota, Dothideomycetes, Pleosporales, Periconiaceae. The record is from the annotation of a GenBank genome assembly.